This is a messenger RNA of Geodia barretti, 714 nucleotides long. NCBI's taxonomy places the organism in Eukaryota, Metazoa, Porifera, Demospongiae, Tetractinellida, Geodiidae. The record is from the annotation of a GenBank genome assembly.
AUGCGCCACCAGAUUGAGGAGACGAAGAUACUUGCCCAUAACGGGCGGAUGUGGGGCAUAACAGCUGUGGCUGGCCUGCGGGGUAUGGCCUAUAUCGGUUUCAUAACGGUCCUGCCUUUGUAUCUGGCCGACGAAUUGGGUCUGAAGCUGAUCGAGGGGGAAGGUGGUUUCGAGAACCUCUUCUACCGGGGUUCGUUGAUAGGGCUGCUGGUGCUGGUGGGCAUCUUCGCCAGCCCGGUCAUGGGUUACCUGUCCGACCGUUAUAGCCGAAAGCUGGUGCUGGUGCCCGGGAUGGGCGUUCUGGCUGUAUUGACCUUUCUUAUGGCGUCCCUUGGGGACACCCUUACCGGAAUGACCAUUCUGUUGGCGGGUUUGGGCCUGUUCCUGUACAGCGAUCAACCCAUACUCACGGCCUCUGCCAUGGACAUCGUGCGAGAAGGGACGGCAGCUACGACCUUGGGUAUGAUGUCCACUUCACGGUUCAUCUUCAGCGCCGUCUCUCCCAUAAUCGCUGGCGCCCUUUACACUAUCAAUCCCGACAACCUUUUCUACUACACGACGACCCUCUACGUGGCGGCCAUUGUGAUUUUGCUCUUCAUACGCCUGCCCAACGCUACUCCCCCGGUGCAUACUGAGGGUGGCCAUCAAGACCACGGUCACCAGCACGCCCACGCUUCCGAAGAAGCAGCUGUUCCGCAGCACAGAAGGAGAUGA